AUGGCUGUGCAAAAUAGGUUUAACACGCGCUUAAAAAAUCAGGGCACACUGGAAACAACGCAAACGACGACAACACCUGAUAUAGACCAUGAAGGGGAAGAAUCGGAAAAUGAUGAAGAUAAAGACGAUAAAGGUGAAGCCGAUAAAGAUGAGGACGUUGAAGAUGAGGACGAUAAAUAUGAUGCCAAUAAAGAUGAAUUUGUCGAAAGACGUGAACCGGACACUAUAGGUCGAACAAAACGCUGGAUUUUAUCAAGUGGGACCGAUGUGGGACAGAUAAUAAAGAAUAAUGAGAAGAGUGAAGAUAUUGUAGCGGAAAUUGACGAGAUUUCUUUGCGGAAAAUAGAAGCAAAGUACAAGAUUACACUCGGUGAACAAGACAAAGCCUAUUUGAUUGAAAUCAAGAGAGCGGUCUUGACUUAUGCGGAGAACCUGGCCGAUGUUGAUCUGCCGAUUUCGGAGUCUGCUCUUGAUAAUUCAUUGAUUUCUCGACAAGACCGAAUUGAAGAUGGACUCGUGAGGGAUCUGCUCCUGGGCUUUGGAUCAACGACGUAA
Messenger RNA from Acaulospora colombiana, 555 nucleotides. Lineage: Eukaryota; Fungi; Glomeromycota; Glomeromycetes; Diversisporales; Acaulosporaceae. The record is from the annotation of a GenBank genome assembly.